AUGUCAAGUAGAGUGAUUAAAGAGAAUCAAAAGUUAGUAUUGAGUUUGUAUCGUAGAUGUCUACGAUCAGCAUUACAAUGUCCAAAGUUUUCGAAUCGUGAAAUGAUGUUAAAGUAUACUAGAUCAAAGUUUGGUGAUAAUAAGGAAUACAAUGUAAAGGAUUUUGAUACAGUUGAACUAUUAUUGAAACAAGGUGAAGAGGAAUUAACAUCGAUGAAUCAAUAUCAUCAAAUGAGAGAAUUGAAAAAGAAAGGUGAAGAACCAGAUCACGAUAAAAUAUUUGGUGUUGAUCAUUAA
Molecule: messenger RNA, 297 nt
Organism: Cavenderia fasciculata
Lineage: Eukaryota; Evosea; Eumycetozoa; Acytosteliales; Cavenderiaceae
Exons: 3
Coding region: 1-297 (98 amino acids)
Biological process (GO): mitochondrial respiratory chain complex II assembly
Cellular component (GO): mitochondrion
Source: RefSeq, a predicted model, not a curated record